UUCACAUCCUGUUCAAACACACACUGUUGGCAUAUCGUUUGGUAUACUGACUAUUCAACUAACACUCUCUUCAAUGAGGUUUCCCAAUAAGACGUUCUGAUUUUGUUGCUAAAGUGCAGCUAAUACAGGAUUUCAGGACGUCAUGGACAUAACUCCCACCCCCAGCUCUGGUAAUAAUAACCUGAAUGAUGCCAACACUUGUGGAGUGGACCUCAGCCAAGAUGCCAUAUACCUUCCUGUAGUCUACGGCAUCUUCUUCGUCAUUGGCACUCCCCUCAAUCUGAUGGCUCUGUUCGGGCUCUAUCGUCUGAUCAAGACUGAAAACGUCUUACCGGUGUACGUGAUCAACCUGCUCCUUUCAGAUCUCCUCCAACUGUUCACUCUACCUCUAUGGAUUGACUACUAUAGCAGGGGUCACAGCUGGCGAUUCGGGUCCACUUCCUGCCAGUUUUCGGGGGUCAGUUUCUACGUCAGCAUUUACACCGGCAUUGCCUUCAUGUGCAUCAUCGCUUUGGAGCGCUACUUGGCCAUCGCCAAGCCUCUGAGAUUCCAAGCAUUGAGAAAGCUGAACUUUGCACGAUGGAUAGCCCUGAGCAUAUGGGUCGUGGUGGCCUUGCCUCUAUCCAUCGCCUUGCAUACAAUGCAACCCAACGACAAUCACACCCUGUGUAUGGAGAGAUACCCUUCCAAGGAGGGCUUCAUCACCUACCGAUUGAUCACAUUAACCCUGUCCUUCCUCAUCCCCCUCUCCUUCAUCUUGUUCCUCCACCGGAAGACCCUGAGGUCUUUGUCGGCCAUUGGUGCCUUGGGAGCCGAAGAGAAGCAUCGCAUCAGGGGUUUUCUCAUCCUGCUGGUGGUCAUCUUCAUCCUGGUCCUCGGCCCCUACCAUAUCACAGGAUGUGUGAAGUACAUUGGAUUGCUUCUCCACGGUGACGCCUGUGAGUGGGAGAAGGCUGUGUUCGUGCCCUAUCAGCUGGGCAGGGGUCUGCUGAGCCUCAACAGUCUGCUGGAUCCUGUGCUUUACACCUUCCUGAGGAAUGACUUCAGGGCGGCUGCGGGCCAUUACCUGCCCUGCCUGAGGAGGAUGCAGGAGUCUGUAAACAGGAGUGUGAGUCAUCAGAGGACCACCACUAAGAGCACUAGUGGCUUAGUGGGUAAGAGCGUUGUGCCAGUAACCGAAA
Coregonus clupeaformis (lake whitefish) is the source of this 1181-nucleotide messenger RNA. RefSeq lists its product as uncharacterized. Gene Ontology annotation, molecular function: G protein-coupled receptor activity. Gene Ontology annotation, biological process: G protein-coupled receptor signaling pathway. The annotation marks the transcript as partial. Gene Ontology annotation, cellular component: membrane. NCBI's taxonomy places the organism in Eukaryota, Metazoa, Chordata, Actinopteri, Salmoniformes, Salmonidae. The record is from RefSeq and is a predicted model, not a curated record. The transcript has 2 exons.